Equus caballus (horse) is the source of this 4652-nucleotide messenger RNA. NCBI's taxonomy places the organism in Eukaryota, Metazoa, Chordata, Mammalia, Perissodactyla, Equidae. The record is from RefSeq and is a predicted model, not a curated record.
UGGAUGGCUGGAUGAAGUGGAAGGAAUUUCAGCCGUUACCUAAAUUGGUUCUGGCAAAUGCACAGCACAUGUACCGCCAGCUGCCCCAGCCCCAUUUUGUUUCCACGGCAGACAUCACUAAUCGAUUGCGCCAUUUCAUCGAGCUGCCUCAUUCCAGGCAGUACUUCCCAAUAAUUUGAGCAGCAAGUGAGAUGAGCCCCAUGAGCUAAUGCAGCCCGGGGUCCAGUCUCCUGUUAGCUGAAGAGGACAUCUGGGCCCAGAGCGGCCGCCAAGGCUGCCCGAGGACUCACAGCGAGCCCCGGGCAGGGCUGGACUCCAGGCUGGGCUCUUCCUGGUGAAAUGCGAGACUUCUCCAGCAAGGAGGGGGCAGGACGGGAAGCAGGGACAUGGAGCUGGGCUCGAGGCUGGGGUGGCAUGCCAUCUGGGGUGCUCCCUGGGCACCGGCGGGGGUGGGAACACUGAUGCCUGGGGUCUUCCUACAGGUGCCCAGAUGCCGCUGGGACGGCCUGCCCGCCCACGUUGGCUCCCUGGCCCAGCGGGCGUACUGGGCGCUACUGAACGAGCGGAAGGACCAGAGCAUCGUGGCCCUGGGCCGGAGCGGCGCCGGGAAGACCACCUGCUGCGAGCAGGUCCUGGAGCACCUGGUGGGGAUGGCAGGCAGUGUGGAUGGCACGGUCUCAGUGGAGAAGAUUCGAGCUGUCUUCACCGUCCUCCGGGCCUUUGGCUCCGUGUCCACCAGCCACAGCCACAGUGCCACCCGCUUCACCAUGCUGAUGUCGCUGGACUUCAAUGCCACAGGCCGGGUCACGGCCGCUCAGCUGCAGACGAUGCUUCUGGAGAAGAGCCGUGUGGCACGGCAGCCGGAGGGCGAAGGCAAUUUCGAAGUUUUCUCCCAGAUGUUGGCAGGACUGGACUUGGAUCUCAGGACGGACCUGUACCUGCACCAGAUGGCAGACAGCAGCUCCUUCGGCAUGGGCACUUGGCCCAAGCCUGAAGACAAGCAGAAGGCAGCGGCUGCCUUUGCCCAGCUCCAGGGCGCCAUGGGGACGCUGGGCAUCUCGGAGAGCGAGCAGCGAGCCGUUUGGCGGGUGUUGGCGGCCAUCUACCACCUGGGCGCCGCGGGGGCCUGCAAAGUAGCCUCUUUGCAGCUGCCUUCACUUCUCCUUAUGUCUAUCCUCAGUGUGACCACCGGGCUCCUUUCUAAAACAUACACCUAGUGCCACUCCCCUGCUUAGAAUCUUCCCGGGGCUCUCCCUUGCCUGCUAAAUAAUUUCUUGGCUUGGCAUUCAAGGCUCCUCACCUCCCUAACCAGCCUCUUCUGCCCUCUCUUCUGGCACAGUAAAAGGUCCUGAGGGGACAGCAGGGAUCAGGAGUAAUGUGGUUCCUGCCUUGAUGGGGCUUAUGGGGCCUUGUAUUGUGAUUGAGUCCUUGUCUAGCUCUUUCCAGGAGGGAGUGGCUUCCUUUGGGCCCAGAACAUAGAGUUCUGGAGUUGGAACUCACUUGUCGAAUGAACAUGUGUGAAUUGAGGUCUGUCCUCUGGAAUGAUGUAUUGACUCUGCCCAUUCCCCUGUGGAGCAGCAGACGCUUCUGGAAUAUGCUGGCACAUCAUUCCUGCCAUUCCCACAGUCGUGGGCCGUGUGGCCCAUUGUUUUGAGUCUCAUCCGUUCCAGCCACAUGCAUUGGCCGCUGAUUUGAUUUCGGAAAUUUCUAGAAGUUUUGCUGAGUCGGACGUGAGUAAAAUAGGUGUUCCACAGUUGGUACCAGCCAAGGACAGACAUGCCUGACUACACAAAUGUGCAAAAAACAGGUGCCACUUGCUUUUCUGAAACUCAGCCACGGGUCCUGCUCAGACCCUUGGGUGUCGGGAUGUCACCACUGUUUUGUUCACGGGAUGUAACAUCUCUCGCUCAGCUUCCUGGUCACUGGGACCACCAGGGUCAUGAACACCAGGGUGUGAGAACGCGGUCCUCUCACCAGCCUGGGGGGCGUUUCUCUUCCUGCAAAACUCUAGUCGCCAGUUAGAAACCCCCAGCUCUGCGUCUGGCUUCGUCUACACCAGGAGUCAGCAAAUUGGGGCUUGUGGGCCCCAUCCAGCCUGCUGCCUGCUUUUGUGCAGCCCGCAAACUAAGAAUAGUUUUUCCAUUUCAACUAGAUGAAAAUAUGCAUAUAUAUGAAUAAUAUUUUGGGACUUAUGAAAAUUAUCUGGCGUUCAAAUUAUAGUGUCCAUAAUUCAAGUUUGCUUGGAACACAGCCACGCUCGUUCAUUUACGCGUCUACGGCUGCGUUCCUGCUACAACGGCAGAGAGGAGUAGCUGAGACACGGAUUGUACAGCCUGCCAAGAUGAAAAUAAUUACGAUAUGGCUCCUCACAGAGAAAGUUGGCCGACCCUAUUCCACACCAUCCCCCUGGAAGGUCUCAGCCCUCGGGGGUCCCUGUGCCUCUGAAUUAACUGUUCGGUUGUGAUCUGAAGAAAUUUCUCCAUCCUCCUCGGCUCCAGCCAAACUAGAGAGAGGAUGUCAGGAAUCUGGCCCUGCCCCCAACUUGCUGUGUGACCUUGAGCAAGUCACCUGUCUCUCUGGUCUCAGUUUUCUCGGAUGCGAAAUUCUGGAAUUGGGCCAGAUUAGAGGUUCUUAAUCUGGGGUCCGUGUACCCGGCCACCCAUCCAAGUGUGGGUUUCAGGGCUUUGUUAGUUUCCUAAGGCUGUUAUAACGAAGGACCACAAACUGGGGGCUUAAACAACAGGAAUCUGUUUUCUGACAGCUCUGGAGGCUGGAAGCCAGGAUCAAGGUGUCGCAGGGUGGGUUUCUCCUGAGGCCUCUCUCCUCGGCUUGCAGACGGCCACCUUCCUGCUGUGUCUUCCCAUGAUCACCCUCCAUUUGUGUGUCGUCUGGCCUGAUUUCCUCUUCUUAUAAGAACACCAGUUACACGGGAUUGGGGUCCACGCAUAUGACCUCAUUUCACCUUAAUUACCCCUUUAAAGGCUCAGUCAACAAAUACAGUCACCGUGUGAGGGACCCGGGGCCGGUACUUCAAUGUAGGAGUUUGGGGUGGGGCAUAAUUCAGCCGUAACACACCCCAGUCCCUGAGAUGAGCCGGCACUGACUUUGUGCCCAGACCUGGCUGAGGGAGGGAUCGGAGAGGCUGUGAAGACGGAGUCCUUUCUUGUGAGUUUGCCAUUUUAUUUGGAGAGAGGAAACUUCUGAACUUGACUCCGUCAGCCGAUUUUGUAAACGGGCCGAGUUUGGGGUGCGAUCGCUCGGUGCGGGCCGGGAAAGCUGUGGAGGUUCAGAGUCGGGGUGUGGACGCCUUCCAACUGGGGGUGUGAGGAAGGAAGCAAACCCAUUUUACAGAAUGGGAAACUGAGUCUCAGGAGGUCUAGGUGCAUUAAGCCAGGGUUCAAACCCAAACUUCUCUGGGCUUCCGUGGCCUCCUCUUUCAAUGCACUGAGGAUGGGGUUGAUGGGAGGAAAAACGGGAUCAAGAAAACGCAGCUGAAUUAGGCUGGGUUUCCCCGAAGACAAAGAUUUGGGUGCAUUUAGAUUAUUUGCACCCAAAGGGACCCCAGGAGGCGCUGGUGGGGAAGUGAGGCAGGGAGGGGAGGGAGGUGACAGGAUAUGUUGAUGAGCGGGUUACCUCUGGGUGUUUGGGGCUCAGUCCCCCUGCAGACCUCAGGGAGCCUGAGGGACAUGCCUCCUGGUUGAGUUACCCAGGAGGAGAGGAAGCCGGGGUGUUUAUACACCGCCUCCUGCUUCCCCCUGCUUGACGGGGGCUCCUGGGUGGAGGGCGUUACCUCCUGCACCCUGAGCCUGCCCCGUGCGUGGGCUAAGCACGCUCCUGCAACCAGAGAAAGCAGAGAGGAACAGACAGGUACCCACAGUGACAGGCCAGGGACACGUAUGGGGUGGCACGUGUCAGGUGGCCAGGGCGACGCAGGGUGGACGGGUCACCAAGAGCAUCUAGCUCAAGGCGGUCCUCCUGGAGGAGGUGGCUCCAUGACGGUGGUGUUGAGCCCGGAAGAAGGGACUCUCCCAAGGAGACACAGCCACUUGCCUCUCUGUCACACUCCACUCAGACAGGUUGCUCCCUCCUGGGGAUCUGCAAAGCCUAGGGAGAGAGGAGCCUUGCAGAUGGCUGCGGGCUGCCUUCUGAUUUCCAUGGUCACAAGUGAACCCUCGCUGCCUUUGAUAUGACAAGACAGAGGCCAGCGAAGCCCCCUGGCCUAUUGACCUGUCCCCAGAGCAGUGUGCUUCCCGCCCCGCGUUCCUCCUCGUGGGGCACGUGGGGCGCCCCCUCUGAUGUGGGCUCAGGAACCUGACCCGUACCUGUGGCCGCCUGUGAUGCUAAAAGAGAAAGUCACAUUUAUAAAUAUUUUAUUAAUACAUGAUUAUGGCAAUAAUUUCUCCCAGCCUCCCCCACCCCACCUUAUAAAUUAUUUUAAGAGGAGCCACUGUCAGUCUGCCUGGGAGGCCUGCCCAAUGAUUUACUAACUGUAUAUAGUGGUUCGGAAGAUUUCAUAAUAGGCAGCUCUAAAAUCAGCGGUUAAGAAUUUCAGAGUCGUAUAUAAAUGUCUUUGCUUUGUGUCAUAACAGAUCAUUUUGAAAUAUAUUAAGAAUCAUUUCCAUUAAUCAGCUUUUUUUUUUUUCAUUAAAAUA